AAUCCGGAAACUUAAAACAACCAUUUAGGGUCCUGUUUAAUUACGAACCCAAAUCCGAAAUCUAAACCUCGACACGUUAGUUGCGGAAUAAGAUUAGUAAAGGGUGUGAUAGUGACCAAUUCAACACAAGGAUAUAUGCUAGUAGUCGAAAGGAUAUACGAGGAGGAAGAUAUAAGGAUGCACACAAGAAUUGCUGUGAAUGAAUGAGAACUCCGCCAUCGCUUCUUUCGCUAGCAGUUGACUCAGCUGUCGUUAAUCUCGCCUCUUACUCCGAUCUCUCUUUUCUACCUGAACACAUUCUCAUUGACCUCUUCCUGAGGCAUUUUUUCAAAACAGGUUAUUUGGGAGAUUAAACCCAAUAAUAUUGUUAUUUGGGGCUUUUUUCUAAAAGACAGCGAAACCCGUGGCAUGACCUGGUGAGCAGUAAUAAGCUGCAAUCAACAGAGGGGCAGAGGUGAAUUGAGUUGAGUAUGGAGAAACAUGAAUUUCGUCAAAUACUUGAACUCUUUCCUAUCGUGAGAUCUCGCAACUAUCGGGCUGACUCGGAAUCAUCAACACAAGCAACCUCCCGCUCCAUCCAGAAUGAGCAGGUAGAUGACUGGCAGGAUGCUUGGGAUUCAGAGUCAAACAAGGAUAUUGAUAUUAAAGGAAUUGAAGAACAUGAUGGAUUUUGGGAGAAGCUAAGGUCGGCUGCUGCAAAAAAGCUUGGUGCAGCAGAGGCUGACCGAUUUUGCAAGGAAUUCCAACAUGUUCAUAAGAAACUUGUUCAUGAAGAAUUGAGUUUGGAUGCUGCUAGGCGAUUUCUUAAUUCAACUAAAGCAUGUGGAAAGUAGUUUUCCUGGCCUCUUUACAUCUUUGGGUUAUUGACUAGUUACACUUUUAUAAUUACCUUUCUUAUGUUGUGGGGGUAUUUGUGAUUUUGAGACUCAUCUUUUUACUUGUUUCUUCUGGUUGCUUGAGCUUAAUAGAAGUAGCCCUCGAAUACAGGAUAUCAUAAAUAGAUUUUGAAGAGGAUGUUGAUGUUUAA
Messenger RNA from Daucus carota subsp. sativus, 1027 nucleotides. RefSeq lists its product as uncharacterized. The record is from RefSeq and is a predicted model, not a curated record. The transcript has 7 exons. NCBI's taxonomy places the organism in Eukaryota, Viridiplantae, Streptophyta, Magnoliopsida, Apiales, Apiaceae. Bases 471 to 833 code for a protein of 120 amino acids.